This is a messenger RNA of Anisakis simplex (herring worm), 603 nucleotides long. The record is from the annotation of a GenBank genome assembly. NCBI's taxonomy places the organism in Eukaryota, Metazoa, Nematoda, Chromadorea, Rhabditida, Anisakidae.
AUGAAAGUAUUAUUCGUACUGCUCAUUAACUUGAUCCAUUCACAAACAUUCGCCGCAACACCGUCGAUGUCAUCGUAUUCGAUGGAAUGUGAACGUGGCUAUCGAGUAUCGGCAAUUUAUCGACAUACUUCAUCUUAUCAAAAAUCUGGUGCACUAACCAUUUAUUGUGACCUCAUUGAAAAAGAUACCUCACUUGUGCAAUGUGAGCGAUUGCCGAGCGCACCGCAAUGCUCCGGUGCUCCGGAAGGUUGUAUGGGGGCAACGUGGUUAGCCGGCUUUCAUGCGUACAUGGUCGAGGAGAGCACAGAGGCGACAUUAUUCGAGCCAAUCUGUUGUGGUUCAUCGAACGUACUUGUGAAUGAGGAGUCGUGCAUUCAUGAUCGAUUGAAUCAAGCCUUGCAACCGUAUGAGCAUGCAAUUGCACGUGAUUUAAUUUAUCGCGGUCUGCAGUGCUGGCAUCAAUACAAUCAGAACAACACAUUAGUUGAUAUCAUUUGGAAGCUUGAAAUAUGCGCUUUCGAAACAUCAACAAGCCUCGCCAACCUUCUCUCAAGUCAGUUCAAAAUACUCCCUCAGUUUUCACGCUCAUGGUUUCCGUCCUGA